AUGCCGGAGGCAGACGCCAUGCCACAGGAGGAGACUGCAGAGAGUGCAGAGAAGCAGGACCAGCAUGCAACAUCUGUGGUGACCUUCCAUUACAGUGGCCAUGCUGAAGACAAGCAAGGGCAAAUUUGGUUAAUACCUUGCAGUGAAAACCAUGACUGUUCAAAGGAAUGUGCAAAGCCACCGUGCAGUGAACACCAUGACUGCUUGAAGUGUGAGAAUUGUGCACGGAUUCCUUGCAGCAAAGACUGCUCGAAGGAUUGUGCAAAAGUGAGCCUGCUGGUGAUUUUGGAGCAAUUGUGCGAACGUGCGCACAAGGAGGCCAAACUGAUCGUCCUCUUUGAUGGCUGCCGUACAGAUGGACAGCCGGUUUCUGAUCCAAUCGUUCAAAGGGGCACACUGGCCAACAGAAAGUAUUUGUUGCUUUUUGCCUGCGGCCGCAGCAGGCAAGCUCAGGAGUAUUUGAAUCCGGACGGUUCUCACAGCGGUCUUUUCACACUCGCCUUCCUCAUGUCCGUGCAGGCGUGUGACGAAUUGCAAUCCUUAUGGAGCACGACACAAACAACACUUAAGAGGUUGGGCCGUCGGGGCGUGAUGCAGGACCUUCAAUUCAUGGGCAAUUUGCCGUGUUUUGCUUCCGAACCCAAUGUCUUCCAAAACUACCGUUUUGCAGGGCUGACACAGGAGUUGAAGGAGAUGCAGGCCACUGUUCUUCGGGUAUCUCAAGACCGUGACCAUUUUAAGACUAAAUACGAAGUGGAAAAGGAGAAGCUGAGAAGAUUCGAAGAACAAAUUGUAAGAUUGACAACGGAGAAAGAAGAACUUCAAAGUCAGUGUCAAGAUUUAGAUUUCAAGCUGCGUUCUUUGGAAGUGGGUCAAUCGAGUCAAUCCGCGGCUCAUCUGAAAUUGGUUGAGCUUUUGAAGAUAUAUAAAGGAAAGCUCAGCGAGGUUAAUCAAAAGCUCGAAAAUACCAAUGCCGAAAUGAAGAAAAAGGCCAGUGAGUGCAAGUACAUUAAGGAGCAGCUAGAGGAGAAAGAGAUUGAGUUUCAGAAGGUGUCCAAGAAAUGCGCAGAGCUGCAGAAGCAAGUUGACAAUUAUCAACACGACAACCUGUCGCAAAGUACUGACUUGCAGUGCUUUCAAAUGGAUAGAGAUCUACAAAAGGAACACAUUUCGCAGCUGAAAAGCCAGCUACAAGAAUAUCGAACGGAAAAGUUGCAGCAUCAGAGUGAGAUUUCAGAGCUCAAAAGGGAAUACACUGCGAAAAGCGUGGCAAUGCGGGAGAUUCAGAAGCAGAAUAGCGUCCUGCAGUUUCAACUGCGCGAGAUUCAGAAGCAGAAGAACCACCCGGAGUUUCAGAACAUUACUAGAGGUGCCAAUGUCCUGGCAAUGUUACUGACCGGUACCAUGUUGGUCAUAAUCGUGGUUUGCUCACAGGAGGUGCGCCAGAAGAUGCUCGACUACAUCAUGGAGAUUCAGGUCCAAAGACAGAAGCAGCUGGCACCUGAAAAUGCAGACUUGGCAAUUGAAGGAGUCAUCGAUAGCAGUGAUGAUGAGGAGAUCCCUGGGCGAGAAGCGGAGGAUCCCCAUGCAGUGGCCUUGAGGCGGCAGCGCCGACUCAGGCAGCAGCUGGAGAAGAAGUGGUCCUUCCCAAGCAUCCCAGGAAGGCGUGCAUCUCCGGGAGCCAUCGAUGUGGAAUGCAUGCGGGCCAUCAUACAGAUUUACAAGUUGGAUGACUGCAUCACGGAAGAGGUGGAGCACUUGCGGGACUCCAUGUGCGAAAGUAUUCGAGUGAGCGCUUUUCAACAUGGUUUGGACUUUGAGAGCCCGGCCUUUCCUUUGAUCUUGCGGGAUGUCUCCUGUGCGAGGUGUUGCGUGGCCAGCCACGUGGAUGUGACCUCCCAUCCCACCAGGGGGCCAGGCUUGUGGGUCUGCACCAAGUGUGACAACUGCUAUGACAAGGACGCCAUGCAGGCGCGCCUGGUAGACCUCUUGCACCGCAUCAUUCAGGCAUGGCAAGCCCAGGAGGUGGUGUGCAAGAAGCGUCUCGGACAGCGGCAAAGGGUCGAUGGAUCUUUGCAGCAGUUUCAUUGGUGA
Molecule: messenger RNA, 2094 nt
Organism: Durusdinium trenchii
Lineage: Eukaryota; Dinophyceae; Suessiales; Symbiodiniaceae
Source: the annotation of a GenBank genome assembly